UGUGAAGCUCUCAUUGGGGAAAGAAGAAUGACAGAGAAGAUAAUAGAAACGAUCAUUACCUGUGAGUUCAUUCACCCCUCUGUAGAAGUAUCAGCCAGACAAUUCUCUUUCCGGGUGGAGAAGAAACCCAGUGAUGUCCUGACGCUGCAGUACCAGCCUUUGGCUUUAAAAAACACCUGCCUGCUGCCACUGGACCUUAUGCUGGAUGUGGAGCAGCCGUUCCUGGUCUGUGAUGAGGACCAGCAGCCCCUCCCAGAUGGCCAGCCCGUGACAGUGGAUGUAGGGGAGACCUGUCAUCUCUACAUCGCGUUUGACCCAGCUUAUGAACUGGAUUUUAAGAGCUGGAAAAAAGAGAAGGUUCUGAAGAUAGACAUGGUCAGGGGCCAUCCUUUUGUGGAGCAUAUCACCCUUCGGGGAGAAGUCCACUUCCCAAAUCUCCAAAUCCAGCCCAGCACCCUGGAGUUUGGCUGCAUCGCGGCUGGCACUGAAGAAGUGCGUUCUCUGGAGAUCACCAACUGCAGCCCAUUUCCUGUAAAGUACCACUGGUCAUUCCAUCCCGACAGCCAGGUGAACAAGUUGAGAGAUGAGCCUUACCCACCUAAAUUCAAACCUGAACCACCAAAGAUGAAGAGAACCUAUUCGGCUCUUUUGGCAUCUCAAUGGAGAGACUUCAGGAUUAAAAGGAAGGAGGCAGCCAGAGCCCUGAAAGAAGGGCAGGAUUUUAAACCAUCUAUAGGAGAAGAGGUGCCACCACAACCUUUUGAAGACCCUCACCUCCCACUAGAGUUGGAGGGAUUCAGGUACUUCGUGGACAUCCCAUACACUCGCCUCGAAGUGGAGGAGGCUUUCAGUAUCCUGCCACUGUCAGGUGUGCUGCAGCCAGGAGAAAGCCAGCAGGUCUCCUUCACCUACUUUGGCCACCUCAACACCAUCUCUGAUGUCACAGCACUGUGCCACGUGGAGGGAGGCCCCACCUACGAGGUGGUGGUGACCGGGGAGGUCUCACAUCUCACCUACUCCCUGAGCCUCCAGGAGAUCAACUGUGGCUCUCAGAUGUUUAAUGAAAUUGGUCACAGCACGGUCACCCUGUGGAACACUAGUCAAAUCAAAUUCAACUGGGUGCUAAAGCCCAGCGCUGCAGACCGGCAUCUGCCUGGUGUGUUUCUGGUCAACCCCACCACUGGCUCCAUUGCACCUGGCAAGAAGCAAGUGCUGAAAUUCUCUUACAUGCCAGGAUUACCAGGAGCCUUCAUCAGGACUUACCAACUUAAAGUGGGUCACCUGGACCCAGAAAAUAUCCUCCUGAAAGGAGAAGCAUCCUUUCCCAUGAUCAGUGUGAACCUGCCCUGGAACAUCAAAGAAAAUGAAAAAUAUGAGAAGACACUGAAACGGCUCAUAACACACCGGCAAAUAUUCAAUCAGUGGAAUAAAUCAGUUGUUCAGAAGAAGACUCGGAGGCCAAAGACUGAGACCUUGAAGUCUCAGACCCUGAAAACUCAGACCACUGAGAGUCAGACCUUGAAGACUCGGAAUCCAAAGACUCAGGACCUGAAGCCCCACAUCCCUCGCUCUGGCACUGUAUCAAACUCUCAGAUGCAGAUAAAGAUGAUGAGGAUGCUGAUAGAGAAGCCUUUUCUGGAGUGGCAGAAAGCGCUUCCAUCCCAUCCCCUGAAGAGAAGUUUCCCUGAUGAGGAGCUGUGCCAGAGUCUUGUCAAAGCUGAGCUGUUUGAGUAUGUCCUGGACAUGGGCCCUGUCCUUAAGGGUUACACUGAGACAUGCACUCUGAAGAUGACCAACCCUGGGCAGAUCCCAGUGUCCUUCCAGGUCGAUGUAUCUCUCCUGCAGGACACAGGUUUCAGUGUGGACCUGGGCCUGAUGAGGUGCCUGCCCCCCGACCACACUGUGGUGCUUGAAGUGCACUUUGAAAGUGCCCACCAGCCCCAGGGUGACGUGGAUGUGCUGCUGCCCAUAGAGGUGACAAACGGCCCCACAUACAGCAUCCGCCUCCAUGCCACCGUGUCUGAACUGUCUCUCGAACUCUCCAACAACAGACUGCACUUCUCUGACACCCUCAUUGGGCAGUGCCAGGUUGAGACCAUCCGACUCUACAACUGGUUCCGAGCACCCUGCAAAUGGUUCAUUACUGCCACCAAGCCUGUUCUGAAGAUCAAUCACCUCAAAUACACGACACCAGCCGUACGUCAGAAGCGGCGGGUGCUGGAGGAUGAGCCCUGUCCCUUUGAAGUGACGCCCUCCAGAGGAACCCUUGGUGCAGGAAAGUGGCAGAACUUGCAAGUCCAGUUUACACCCAAGGAGGAGUGGUCUUACAAGAAUGAGCUGAAGCUUAACAUUUGUGGGAGCAGCAAACACUUAAAGCUGCACCUCUCAGGACAAGGUCUGGAGCCACGGUUGGAGUUCAACCCCCCAGAACUAAAGAUGGGAUGGAUGCUGGUGGACAGCGAUGGGCUGGAGGCCACAGUGGUGGUGAAGAACCCAUGCGACUUCCCCAUUGAGUUUUACUCCCUGGAUUUUGAUGAGCAGUACCUUGAGGAGGAGAAGAUCCUGCGGGUGGCAGUGGGGUCCGAGUACCAAAAGAACUUUUUUAUGCCUCCACGUGCCGUGGGUGAGACGCUGCCCCCAGAGGUGCUGGAGGACUAUGAAGCACAGAGGAGGCUGAAUGCUCAACAGGCAAAUCUCAAGGCCAGAGCUGAGGCUGAGGCUGAAGCCAUGGGCAAGGCAGCACCAGCACAUCACAGGACUCUCACAUUCUGUCCUGAGUCCAUGGUGAAAGGGUCUGGCAAUCCUGUCUCUCGGGCUGUCAUGCGCCACCUGGGCAUUGACCCAUCUUCAGAGGGGCAGCCCAGAGGGAUUGUUGUCAUCGUCCAUGGGCCACCGCGGGCAGGAAAGACAGAGGUAGCAGCAGGCCUGUGUCAGUACUAUGAUGCUGCUUACGUGUCCAUUGACACCGUGGUGAAAGAGGCCAUGGCCAACGAUGGGAGCCCAGCAGGGCUCAGUGCCCGCGAGCUCUGCACCGACGCUGCCAUGGAGCCAAAAGGCAGCGACAAAGAUAAUGGAGGUAAAAAGCCUCAGCUCAGGAAUAAACAAGCCUCUGGGGACAAAAUCAACAAAGAUGCCAAAGACAAGACCCCUUCAGCACAAAAGGAGAAGCCAGCCAGCAAACCCAACAUAAAGGACACCAAGUUCACAGUUUCCACUGCUCCUGCGCCGCAACAGCUGAACAUCAUCAGCAGUUCUGGGGAAGAGCUGAACUGCUUGAGCUGUGUGCUGCCCGAGGACCUGCUGGUGGACAUCCUCAGUGAGAGGCUGAAGUGUAAAGACUGCUACAAGGGAGUGGUCUUUGAUGGCUUGGAGACCCUCUUUGCAAGCAGCCUGGAAUCUUCUCUGCUCUGUGUACUCAAAGCUGUCAAAAAUCGUUGUCAUAUCUUCAUGGUGAACCUGCAUCAGGAUUAUGCUUCUUGGCAAGCCAGGGAUGAAGCUGAAAGAAAGAGGAAGGAAGCUGAAAGAGAGAAAGAAGUACUGCAGCGGGAAAAAGCUAUUCAGAGGUACAUAGAAUGUGUCUUGCAAAUGGAUGAGGACGAGUUUGAUGCCCUCCCUGAGGAGAAGAAAGCAGAAGUGGAUAAAAUGUUAUUGGAAAAGAAGCGCAUACAGAGGGAGAGGGAGCAGAAGCGGCUGGCUCAAAAGCUUGAGGAGGAGGCAAAAGCCUUAGAGGAGGAAGAGAGGCAGAAGGAGGAAAAGACUAGUGUCUCUGUGGGGAAGCAACCUCCACAACCAGAGAAGGGGCAAACCAAACCCCCAGAGGAGAAGGAAACCAAACCCCCAGAGAAAAAAACUAAGCCUCCAGAGGAGGAGGAAAGCAAAAUCCCAGAAAAGAAGGAAACCAAAACCCCAGAGAAGAAGGAAACCAAAAUCCUAGAGAUGAAGAAAGACAAAAUCCCAGAAAAGUGGAAAUACAAAGCCCCAAAGAUGAGCAAAAUCAUAAUCCCAGAGAAGGGGGAAGCCAAAGCCUCAGAGAUGGGGGAAAUCAAACUCCCAGAGGACCCAUCUGAGAUGGAGAACUUGAUCCUGAGGUUUCAGAUCUAUGAGUCAUCGCAGCAGAACGUCACAGAGGUUUUGUCCUACUGGGACAGGGUUCAGGGUACCAUGCAGUUACCUGUGAUCCAAAAGGGAAACAAGUCCCAGUCUUCAGCUGGAAACAAAGGUCAGAAGACCAAUAAGCCUCAGGAGAAGCUGGAGAAGCUUGAACAAAAAAGUGGAGACCAAAGGAGUCGUCAGUCAUCUCAGCUGGAGAUGCAAAGUGAAGUUGCAGAGGGGGCAGUCAGAGACGAGCAUGUUGGGGUGCCGUGCCUGGACAUCCAGGUCUCAGAUCCAAAGGCCAUGAUCGGGGAGAUCCUGAGGGAUGGGAAGCUGCCAUCGGAAGACGAGAUGCUGCAGCAUGUGGGACUGCAUCCCGACGGCCCUCCCCUUGCCCCUGCUGCUGUGCUCUCCAUAGUCGAGUACCCAGAGGAGCGGCUGGGCCCUGCAGGGCGUGUGGAGCCCUUCACCAUUGUGGCACCAGAAGGUGCUGCUGUGGAAGACAAUCUGGCCGAGGCCCCAGAUGUGAAGGGCAGUUCUGCCGAGGGCCAACCAAAGACAGGUGAAGCAGCCAGCAGAGACAGCUCUGCAAAGGAGAAGCAGAUCUCCACACAGAGAACAGAAAGUCCCCAGGAUUCCUCUGCAACGAGAUCCCAAAGUACACUGGAAAGUGCCUCAGUCCCCACAGAAUUCCUCAGGCUGAAACGGUACCGGUGGGUAGUGCCUGCCCACGGUGAGGUGGAACUGAAGGUUCACUUCUCCGCCAAAAGGCCAGGGAAGUUUGAGCAGACGCUGAGGUUUGAGCUCGUGCAGACAAAGCGCCAGUACAAGCUGCCCUGCCGUGGCACCAGCCUGUACCCCAGCAUCAGCCAGGACCCAUGGGUGGUGUUUCCACAGUGGAGGGAGACCAUGGAGGAAGAUGAAAUCCUCUUCAAGGAGUAUGUUGAGAGCACAAAGCAAUUCCACUUUGGACCACUGCUGUGUGGGAAAUCAAGAGACUGGUACAAGGCCCAGAACUGUCCCAGCAACUUGGAGAAUAUAACCAUCCUCAACAACUCCCCCAUGGACGUAGAGGUCCAGUUCUCCUUUGAGAAUGCUGGGGAAGGAGCAACGUUCCUCUUGGACCCUCCCAGCAUGGCACUGAAACCAAAGGAGAAGCAGGAGCUGACCAUUUGGGCCUACCCCACUUCCCCUGGCUUCCUGCAAGACAAACUCAUCUGCAGCGUUGGGAAGAACCCGGAGCCAGUGGUCUUCAGCCUGUGCUGCCAUGGGGUGCACGUGAAGCUGGAGGUCAGCCCCCUGGAGCUGUCUUUUGACAAGAUGCUUCUGCACAGGACUGACAGCAGGACCUUGGUCCUGAAAAACAACACCCUGCUGCCCAUGGCCUGGCAGCUCAGUGGGCUGGAUGACCUUGCUGAGGACUUCUCCUUGUCACAAGAUAAAGGCACCAUUGAUCCUCGCUCAGAGUUGGAAGUGACAGUGCAUUUCAAUGCCGGACAGAUUGGCAGCAUUGAGAAGACCCUCCGACUAGAGGUUUCAGAUACAGAAAACAUCCUGGGGAUUGUUCAGACUGAAAACAUCAAAAUCUCUGCAGAGGUCUAUGAGGUUUCUGUGAGCCUCAACAUGCCUGAAGGUCCAGAUGGAAGCUUGGAAUUUGGAACCAUUAGUGUCCUGGAUAAUGUGAAGAAAGUCCUGAGUCUGAAGAACAAAGGGGUAUACAACACUGAGUACAGUUUCACGCUGAAGGGUGCAGGUCGCAGAAUGCAAAACGUGGCAUCCCACUUCACUGUUCAGCCUCAGUCAGGCAUGCUGGCUGCCUCCCAGCGUGGUGUGAAUAUUGAGAUACUCUUCCACCCCACAAGUGAAAUUCUCCUCAAGAAUGAGCCCAUCAUCUCCUGCCAGGUGAUAGAUGCCCGCUCAGGUGAAGGAGGCCAGGUUGUCACCAGCAUCCCAGUGAAGGUGUCAGCGAAAGCCGAGUACAGCAAGUACAGCAUUGAGCCUGCCUCACCCAUCGACUUCGGUGCCGUGAUCAAGGGCACCAAGAAGAGCCAGGCUGUCGUGCUGGAGAACAAAGGCGCGCUCAACCUCAAAUUCCGCGUCCGCCGAGCACCCGAGCUUGCAUCUGCGUCAGAAAGCAAAAGUUUAAAGCAAGGGGAAUCUGCUGCAUCAGCUACAAAGACCUCAUCAAGGAAAUCAAGCUCCUUGUCACAGGGUCACCUCAAUCUUGGCAUGUUCACGGUGUCCCCCUGCUCUGGCUCCAUCCGUCCGUGGGGUCAGCAGAAGAUCACAGUGGAAUGCCUCGCUGGGCAGGAGGGGACAUGUGAGGAGCAGCUCUACAUUGACAUCCCAGGCAGAGACCCCGAGGACAAUCCCCUCGGCAUUCCCUUUACCCUGAUGGCCGAGUCCUGCCUCCCAGGAUUUUCUGAGGAUGUCAUGUUAAUCUUCAAGGAGUACCCAAUCUGCAGCAGCACCAACCUCAGCCACAUGCUGCAGUCGGUGACAGGCACGGGCCUGUUCAUCAGAGAUGAGAACCAAUUCAUCUUCCACAAGGUUCUGGUUGGGCAAGAGGCUGAAGCUCAUUUCAAGAUCUAUAGUGCAAGCCGUCUGCCAUGUGACGUGGUCCUCUCCAUCAAGCCCCUGCCUGGAAAGGAACAAAUCCCUAUCAGAAACAUUUUCAAGUUGGAUCCAGUCAAGAUGUCUGUUCCUGGCUCAUCCCAUGCCGUUGCCACGGUGACCUUCACCCCACCAGAUGAACAGAACUAUGACUGCACUUUCAAGGCUUUCUUUGACAUCCCAAAAGGCCCUGUGAAAAUUAAACCCCAGAUCCUGACCUUCACCAUCAGUGGGAAGGGGCACAAGCCACAGCUGACAGUCGUGUGCCCAAGUGCUCGCACCAAGAGGGGAAAUGCCUUGCUGCGCUUCAAGAGGCUCCAGGUGGGGGAUUCAGAGACGCUGCCCCUGGUCAUCCGUAACGAUGGCAUCAUAUCUCUCAAGUUUAUGUUGCGCCUAAAGGAUGAGCAUGGAGCGUUCUUCUUGAAAGGCAGGGCCUCCACACUCGAGGUAUUCCGCACUGAAGAUGUGGAAGAGGACUCAGUUGGAAAGGAGAGCAACGCCCCAAAGAAGCCUUUCUUCCUUCUGCAUCACGGGCAAUCGACAGAGUUGGAUGUCAUUUUCAAACCCACCCUGGCUCAACGUCUGGAAGGGAAGAUUUGUCUGUUCGUGAAGGACAUCUCUAGCAAAACCCUAGUAGAGCUGGUGGGUGAAGGCCACAGGGAUGAAUUCACCCUCGAUGGCCUAGAGGAAGACACAGAGGAGGGGUAUACUGAGAGCAUUCUGAAGAAAGACAUCAUUGAUGCUGUCAGAGUGAAUCACCUCCAGUUUGGGGACUGUUCUGUCGGGGGGUGCUGCUGCAGGACCUUCACCAUCACCAACCACACCCGUAACCAGUUCAUGCGCUUUGAGUGGGAGGCAGACGCCCCAUUCCAGUUCUCCCCCAAGGUGGGACACCUCCAUCCUGGCUGUGCCAAGGGCAUCACAGUGACUUUGAAAUCAGAUGACCCAGCCACCUUCAGGAGGCACCUUGUGAAAUGUAAGGUGACCAAGAUCAACUUUGAUCUGCCACGAAGGAAGGUUCCUGACUGGGAUGACGAAAAGUGCUCAAGGUACACAUUGAAGAUGGCCACCAGGAAAGACCCAGAAGACAAAUUCCCUAAAAUAGAGAAGGAGCUCAAGAUAGCCCCGGAGCCGGCUCACACUGUGGUGGAGGAGAGCAGCCAGGAGUUGGAGGUGUACCUCAGUGCCGUUGUUGCCUACUCCCAGUUGAAGCUGAACACGAUCGAGGUUCAGUUCAAGGAUACCUUUCCCUUCCAGACAAGGACAACCACUUUCAAGAUUCACAAUAAAGGGAAGUCAGCGCUGGAAUACUCCUGGGAGGAUGGUGCAGAUAGAGAACCGUUGUUGUGAGGCAGGAUGGGAACGAAAAGACUCCAGGAUCAGAAGGCAAAGAUGAAUUGAACUCUAACUACUACUUUUUUUCAAAUACAUCACUCUUUUAUAGAGUGUAUCGUGCAGACUAAUUUCAUUUGUCCGAAAGUAAAAACAUCUUACAGCGUUGGUGUGCAGUGAACGAUGCACAGUGGCAGAACAUCUUAAAACAAUGUGAACAACAAGAGAGAUAAAUAAUUAUUUACAUUCUUUCCCAA
Messenger RNA from Taeniopygia guttata (zebra finch), 8294 nucleotides. Lineage: Eukaryota; Metazoa; Chordata; Aves; Passeriformes; Estrildidae. The record is from RefSeq and is a predicted model, not a curated record.